Messenger RNA from Coregonus sp. 'balchen', 1635 nucleotides. NCBI's taxonomy places the organism in Eukaryota, Metazoa, Chordata, Actinopteri, Salmoniformes, Salmonidae. The record is from the annotation of a GenBank genome assembly.
AUGGACGUCGAGGACCUCCAGAUCCAAAACUCAACAUUUGAUGGCAACACAUCAGACAUUCAGCCUGUCCCACACAACCUAUGGGAGGUCAUCACCAUAGCGACCGUAUCGGCCAUCGUCAGCCUGAUAACAGUCGUAGGCAAUGUUCUGGUGAUGCUGUCGUUCAAGGUCAACAGUCAACUAAAGACAGUCAACAACUACUACCUUCUCAGCUUAGCCUUCGCUGACCUCAUAAUAGGAGCCGUGUCCAUGAACUUAUACACCUCAUACAUCCUAAUGGGCUAUUGGUCCUUAGGGAACCUAGCCUGUGACCUCUGGUUAGCCCUGGAUUACGUGGCCAGCAAUGCCUCCGUUAUGAACUUGUUAGUCAUCAGUUUCGACAGAUAUUUCUCCAUCACAAGGCCGCUGACCUAUAGGGCCAAGAGGACACCAAAGAGAGCAGCUAUUAUGAUUGGCUUAGCGUGGUUGGUCUCAUUUGUCCUCUGGGUGCCGCCGAUCCUGUGCUGGCAGUACUUUGCGGGCGAGAGGACAGUUCCGGCGGACCAGUGCCAGAUCCAGUUCUUCUCUGAGCCGGUGAUCACGUUCGGCACGGCCAUCGCUGCGUUCUACAUCCCCGUCUCCAUCAUGACCCUCCUCUACAGUAGGAUCUACAAGGAGACAGAGAAACGCACCAAGGACCUGGCUGAGCUGCAGGGCCUCACCACAUCUGAUCACCCAGAGACUGCUAAUAAACCCCAGAAAACGGUUCUGUUACAGUCCUGUUUCGGCUCAAGCAACGACAGGAGGGACAGGAGGAACCAGGCCUCGUGGUCGUCGUCCAACCAGAGCAACGUCACCAAGACCACAACUCGGUCGGAUGAGCUGGCCUGGGCCCGAGCCGACCAGAUCACCUCCUUCAACAGCUACACCUCGUCCGAGGAGACUCACCAUUCCGUUUCCGCGGCAACCUCUCAGGGGUCAUCCAAAGGUAAAGUUCAAAGUCAGACAGAGAACGGACAGACGGCCGCCGAUUACGGUGAUAACGAAGAAGGCAAGUAUUUCCCGACCGCCACCCCACCGCCGAAAAAACCCAGCAAGAAGGGAAUCUCCUACAAGUUCAAAUUGAUCUCGAAGGAUACCAGCAGCCCUCCUCAGAAUGACAAAACUACCAACAACACAGACCCCAAAACAGCUCCUCCAUGUCCCUCUGAGUCUGACCUUAUAGGUCAGAACCACCACCAGAACUCCUCUCCAUCCUCCUCCACCACCACCACCACCCCCACCCCCAAGCCCAUGGACCCCUCCCUGAAGAGCCAGAUCACCAAGAGGAAGAGGAUGGUCCUCAUCAAGGAGAAGAAGGCUGCCCAGACCCUCAGUGCCAUCCUCCUGGCCUUCAUCCUAACAUGGACGCCGUACAACAUCAUGGUGCUCAUCUCCACCUUCUGUUCUGACUGUAUCCCUGUGUCCCUCUGGCACCUGGGCUACUGGCUCUGUUAUGUCAACAGCACCAUCAACCCCAUGUGUUAUGCAUUGUGUAAUAAGACAUUUCAGAAGACCUUUAAGAUGCUGUUGAUGUGUCAGUGGAGGAAGAAGAGAGGGGAGGAUAAGCUGUACUGGUGCGGACAGAACCCGGCCAUCAACAGCAAGAUGACAUGA